Rhodofomes roseus is the source of this 1336-nucleotide messenger RNA. RefSeq lists its product as uncharacterized. Lineage: Eukaryota; Fungi; Basidiomycota; Agaricomycetes; Polyporales; Fomitopsidaceae. The transcript has 3 exons. The record is from RefSeq and is a predicted model, not a curated record. The coding region runs from base 460 to 1092 and encodes 210 amino acids.
CGAGGAGCCAUACCAUCUACGGCAGCCGCCAUAAGUUGGGUGUCCGCGAGGGACUCGAACGAUCCCCAGAAGGACUUGUACGACGCUCCGCCUGACACGCUAGCGAACUGACCUUGAGCAGACUCGGAGCGUAUGUUCGCGCUUGAUGCCGAGCCGAUGGAAUGGAGCUCGGCGGUCCGGGUGCAUUGCGUGUCGUCGCGAGCACGUUUCGCUGGUCGCGCAGCGGCUGGGCCCGCCUGUGAGUGUUCCUCGUCUGAUACAGCUGGCCGUUUGCCACCGGUGGAUCGAUGAGAGUCGCGGGAACCACUGGCAUGUGGAACGUCGACUCGGAUGUCGGACUCAGGUGGCAGUGUGCCUUGGUGGGAGAGACGGAGACCGGUGACAGUAGGGACGUGGGUGCUUCGACUGGAACAGUGUUGGACGUUUGCGAGGUGAGUGCUUGGGCCUGAGCCAUGGGCGAUGUUUGCGGAGGAGGUGCCUCGAGCUGGGCCGUGGGCGACGGUUGGGCCACGACGCUUGCCGGCUAUCAUGGUAUGCAACGGAGACAAGCAGGCCACGUACUAUGCGCUUGGUCUUCGCUGCUCGCGCGGUGACCCCGGGGCGCGUUUGAUUGAGUAUUUUGAGGUGGCAUGUGUCACAGCAUGCUCCCGUGGUGGCUGUGAAUGGGCUCUCAAAUACAAGACACCUCGGCAGCAACUGGUACUCUGCACAAAGGUCAGGAUCCUCUCCUCGAAACACACACCGUCAAACCUCACAUGCGAGAUCUGGGAGUUUCGACGGUCGCUUGCCGAGGACCGCAUCUACGGGACUCGGCUGGGACGUACUAUUAUUGACAGCGACAAAGACUCGGAUGUUGUCCCAAACAUUGUCGCGGCCGGUUUCUUGCAGCUUGCGGGCUCGCUGAGCAAGCACAACAACUUGAAGAUGAUGAUUCGGCCCAGGAAGUGCUGCAGGAGAACCGUGACAUCACCUCUUGUCAGCGUCGCUAUGUACUCUGGGCCCAGCACGCGAUCAGGUCACCGCACCGCCCGACACUGCACAAGACCGCCGGAGCGAACGGACGGGAUCCACAUCGGAGCCAUCAAACGCUGACGCAGUCAAUACAACGGCAGGUCACGCAACGGAAGAAAUGGCUCCUUCGCAGGGGCUAUCCGAUGACGACUACUAGUCGGAUAGAAAAGAGACGGCGGGAGACUGGAGUCGGGAGAAUUGGCUUGGUUGAGGCUGCUUACGGCCACUGAGACUCGCAACUGCAACACAUUGACCACCGCCCUCUAUAGUGGCGAGCGCAAUGCGCGCGAUUUCUCUAAGUGUCGUUUCUCACGGGGUACCAAAU